Messenger RNA from Perca fluviatilis (European perch), 2904 nucleotides. RefSeq names its product cytochrome b561 (gene cyb561). Bases 131 to 889 code for a protein of 252 amino acids. Gene Ontology annotation, cellular component: lysosomal membrane. NCBI's taxonomy places the organism in Eukaryota, Metazoa, Chordata, Actinopteri, Perciformes, Percidae. The transcript has 6 exons. Gene Ontology annotation, molecular function: oxidoreductase activity. The record is from RefSeq and is a predicted model, not a curated record.
CAGAAAGCCGUUUGAUUUCGGUUCAACUCCUGUCAGCUCGGUGCGACAGUUCCUGGCUCGCCGUCAUCUGUAUCGUAGACCAGCCUACGACUCCGCGGCUGAAGGAAAACACGAUAAAAAGCAGCAUAUCAUGGACGAAAGUGCUCCACGUCCUGGCCGCUCUAUGUUUGCGUGGCUGGUGGGAGCGUCACAGUUGCUGGGUGUGGCGUCCGUGGUGCUGACCGGCGUGUGGAUGGGUCACUACCGCGGGGGCUUCGCCUGGGACGGCUCAGGGCGGGAGUUUAACGUGCACCCUCUGUGCAUGGUGCUGGGACUGGUCUUCCUGCAGGGCGACGCCAUCCUGGUCUACAGAGUUUUCCGCAAUGAGGCGAAGAGGAACGUAAAGGUGCUUCAUGGCAUCAUCCACCUGCUGGCCCUCAUCAUCAGCAUCGUAGGUACUGUAGCUGUGUUUGACUUCCACAGAGCAUCAAAGACCCCAGACAUGUACACUCUACACAGCUGGUGCGGCAUGGCUACCUUAGUCUUAUUCUCCAUACAGUGGGUGAUGGGUUUGCUGUUCUUCCUCUUUCCUGUUGCGUCGUCAUGGUUACGAGCCUCAUACCUGCCCAUCCACGUGUUCAGCGGUCUGGUUCUGCUGGUUAUGGCCAUAGGGAGCAGCCUGCUCGGCAUCACGGAGAAACUCCUCUUCAGCAUCAUGCCGACCUACUCUCAGUUUGCCUCAGAGGGGGUGCUGGCCAACAUCUUGGGGAUCCUGCUGGUGGGUUUCGGGGUGCUGCUGGGCUACCUGAUCACCAAGGAGGAGUUCAGGCGUCCGCCGAACCCAGAGGAAGAGGCUCUGUCUGUCCACUUCAAGACCCUGACGGAGGGGGGGUCCCCCACCUCGCCGUGACCCCCAGCGGGACGUCUGACACCUCCCUGUCGCCUGGAUACCAACAGUGUCCCGCCAACCUAUCUGACCCAUUUGAUCUCAGAUUACUGAACAGACCGGUCAAGGAAGAAAAAACAAGUUCGGACUUUAAUCUCAGAAAUCUGAGAAUAAAGUCAGAAUUCUGACUUGACUUUGUUCUAAGUCAGAAUUUUGAGAAUAAACUCAAAUACAUUUUUUCACGUGGCCCUAAUCCUCUUCAGCUGUCAAUAAUUAAUGUUAAAUCUAGCCGCAUUUAAACUUGGUUGUUGCCCGGUUUGUUUGGACCACUUUUUUAAGUUUAUGGUCUGUACUCAGUUACAGGUCAUCUGUGAGGGAUGAAGCUCCGUUCUGUAACACCACUGUCCAAUCAGAGUAGGCUGAACGUUUUUGUAGUCCAAACUAAAUCAACCAAACUCUAAAUCAAGUGAUAUGUCCGGGGCCACAUUCUCGAAGUUAAACUUUAAUUUGUAUCAUAUCAAUAAUUUAAGAUCAACUUUAUAGUUUUAAUAUAGAGCCGUCAGUAUUUGGAUGAAGUAGCUCGUGAAAAAUAUAGUUUGCCAAGUUUAGUAGUCCACACCUGUUCAAUAUGCUGGAUACGUAUCUAAUCAACAUUUCAUAUUUUCUGUUAUAUAGUUAUGUAUACUGAGCAUCCUUGGCAAAAACAUUUCUUUUUUGGUUGAAAUAAGUUGGUGCUCUAGUGUGCACUGAUUGGCUGUGUCAUUUAGGUAAAUAUCAUGUAUUUGUAUAUUGGCACAUACUCAAUAUUAAAUAACUCAGACCGGUAGGGCCAAAAUAACUUGAUGUAGACAUCCCUAGUUGGCACUAUUGUCUGUUACACACCAAAAGUCAAACUGAUGCUCACAUUUGAGAAUCUCCACCCAUAUGCAGAUGACAUCUUAAUUUUCACUAAGUCGUAAUGUCUAAAUAAAAUCCAGCCCUUUGCACAGAAUCUGAGUGAACUUAUUCUGCAACUGGCCAAGCGAUCAUCCAAGAUAGGCGUAAUCUAAAGGGGGGAUUGUCAAAACUGGCCAGUGUAAUACCCUCAAAUAUCUAAUAAUAAUUUCCUUUUACAUAAAUAAAGAUGUUUGCACCAUAACUUGAUGCAGAAAAGGCACACAUUCUUGCAUAAACAUUCACUACAACGCAGCAAAUUAAGUAUUUAAUAUGCUCAAAAUUUCAAGUCUGCUAAAAGUCUCAAAUUGGUCCAUUAGUUAGCGGUUUGUAUUUAAAUGGUCUGUCAUGUUUAAUAUAUCUGUUCAGUGUGUAUUCACAUGUACUGUAUGUGGUUAGUUUGUUAACUUGAUGCACUUUUACCUAAAGAUGUUAAAUUCAUGUCUUUGUGUGUGUGUAACCAAUUUAUGUAUAACAUGUUGCUACAGUUUUUUUUUGUUUUGGCUUGACUUCAGGACGCCGCACCAGUGCCUAAUACAAAAGCCUUUACUGAAAAUGAACUGGACGUUGUUUGCCUUAUGUAUUUCUUACUGAAGAGGAUUAGGGCCACAUGUGAAAAAUUUAUUUGAGGUUUGAGUUUAAAGUGAGAAUUCUGACUUCAUCCUCAGAUUUUUUUUCUUCAGAAUUCUGUGUUCAAAGUCGGAAUUCUAAGAAAAAUCUCAGAAUUCCGACUUUAAAUUCAGAACUUGAAUUCAUUUUUCACGUGUGGCCCUAAUCGUCUUUCGCAAUUUCUUGACAGUGUCAUCUUUGAAAGAGAAGUUUAAAUCUUAUUGGGACAACCUGAAGUAAAUAAUAACGUGUGAAACUUGAUGCUUUUGGUCCAGUUGUGUUUUUAACACCUGACUUAAACUUCUGAUAUAAUCUUAGAUGUUAAAGCUGCAUCAUGUGUGUGGGUUUAACUAUUUAUUUAAAAGCAAUGAUAACGCAUUUAAAAUCCUUACAUUUGAAUGCCCCAGAGGAACCUUCAGAAAUGGGCUGCAAUCGCACCCAGUAUCUAAGAAAUACUGUAGCUAACCACAAUUAAAAAUAAAUAAAUUACAAGAGUA